Molecule: messenger RNA, 1084 nt
Organism: Saccoglossus kowalevskii
Lineage: Eukaryota; Metazoa; Hemichordata; Enteropneusta; Harrimaniidae
Product: cAMP-responsive element modulator-like
Biological process (GO): regulation of transcription by RNA polymerase II
Cellular component (GO): transcription regulator complex; nucleus
Molecular function (GO): protein binding; DNA-binding transcription factor activity, RNA polymerase II-specific; RNA polymerase II cis-regulatory region sequence-specific DNA binding
Source: RefSeq, a predicted model, not a curated record
CUCGUUGUUUGCCAUCGAUGACGCUGUACGUGUAUUUCUGACGUGGCGCUACGUUGAUCCACUCGGCUUUCUUCAUCGCUGUGACGAGAAAAUACGUAACUGGGUUCAUCUCCAGCCUCAUUAACAUACUAUGGAGAGUAUGGUGGAUGAGACGGGCGGAUCGGUUGAAACUGACCAAUCACAAGUGACAACAUCACAGGCAGCUACUAUGGUCGUGACUGCUAUUCCAAAUCAGCCAGUUCAAGUUCAAUCAGUAAUACAACCUAGUAAUCAACCCUCAGUUAUACAGACUGCUCCGUUACAAACUGUACAAGUUCAUGUGACAUCAGUCCAAGAUUCGGAAGAUGGAGUGACAGGAGUAGAAAAUGAGUUAGACAGUAGGAAACGGCGAGAUAUUUUGUCAAGAAGGCCGUCUUACCGAAAAAUACUCAAUGACUUGUCUUCUGAUGUUCCCGCUGUGCCAAAAAUAGAUGAGGAGACGUCAAGUCAAGAAGACAAUGAAGCAGCUAAUAACAUCACAACAAAUGCUACAACUAUUCAGACUUACCAAACCACACCACAUGGUGGUCAAACAUUACAGAUAGUCAGUGAAGGACUUCAGCAAAGUGGUUUACAAACUUUGACCAUGACUAAUGCAGGGGCAGCUGCUCAAAGCACUAUAGUACAGUACAGUCAAUCUCAAGACGGAAGUCAGCAGUUUUUUGUUCCCACUGCCAGUGGUGAUAUACAGGCUUACCAAAUAAGGACGUCUAGUGUUUUGCCUCAAGGAGUAAUAGCGCAACCAAACAACAUGCAAACACAGCAACAACUUGCAGAAGAAGCGUCUCGAAAAAGGGAACUCAGGCUGAUGAAAAAUAGGGAGGCUGCAAGGGAAUGUAGGCGGAAAAAAAAAGAAUAUGUGAAAUGUCUUGAAAACCGUGUAGCAGUAUUAGAGAACCAGAACAAAGCACUUAUCGAGGAAUUGAAAGCUUUGAAAGAUCUCUACUGUCACAAAUCUGAUUAGGAAGGAAGACUAAAAUCUGUUGCUGUGAUUACAAUCUAGUAGUUCUCAAUUCAUGUUGGUUAUAUUGAAGGAGGAAUCCGA